CAAGUGAUCAUUUUUUUGCGACGUUGUUGAGACCACUUCCAAUAUUAUAAACGCUUGUAGUCGUCGUUCUGCUAAAAAGAAAAUGCUUAGAAAAGGUGACAAAACAAGAUUAUGACAUCCAACUUUUGAUGACUGUCAAUCACGCAACAUCCUGCUGCGUCCUCAAUCCCCCAGCAUGAUUCCUCACGAGAGCUUCACAUUUCUCAACUCCUGUGGACACCUCACCUUCUAAUACUCCAGUGCUUGUUAUCUAAUAGCUGCAUUGUUGAUGUGAAAAAUUGUUCAUUGAUGGUGUCGAUUCACAUAGACUAGAAUAACGGACUUCUGAGGAAUCGAGAUUUUUGCAUCUGGCAGAAGUAGCACGAAUUGGUAGUACAUCAAUCUUGGUUUUUAUUGACGGGAUUAUCUAAUUCAUUGCUGGUGUUUCGGGUUUCCUGUGUCAUUUUUAGUACAGGAAAUCUGGAAUUGCAUACUAUUUCUAGUGCUUUUUGUUCCAAGUGUGACUGAGACGUCCUUUUUACGAGGAACGCACCCGUGAGCUCGAUGCUGUUUGAGCCCCUGCGACUUCGACGCGAACUCCCCCACUACUAACGACACUUCUACUCGUUCCAACACUGUUCACGACGACAACCGCAAGCGACAACUACCUGUAGCGAGGAUACAACACCUCUUCCAGAAGUGCGACAUCUGACGCGAGGAGCGACAUUGAGGCGACCAAACAGCUACUUCUCGUCUCUACAACAAGCCAGUUCCAAAGAGACUAGCCACGAAAAUGGCAGACGAUGGCUUGGAAACGAUCGCUGUAGAGGAUUUAACCGGAGUUUGGUUACAUUCCAAUCGAACUCUUGGUCGCGUCGUCGUUCGAGGAGCGACGGCGAAACUAGGGAAAUGUACUUAAAUACUUAACUACCCUCAGGAAGAUUAAGAAAAAAACCUCCACUCUAUGAUUAAAAACCAACUACUCCAACCCUCAUGGUUAAAACCUCUACUCCAACCCUCAUGGUUAAAAAAACGAGCUCCAUAAUUCUACUCGCUUCACCGUCCACCAACCACAACAGUAUCCUUGCCCCUCUCUGCUGACGGCAACACUGUUGCGAUGAGAGGUUGGCGCGCCGUGCCGGAAAGGAGUUGCAGCUCCGAGAUAGUAUGGCAAGCUACUAGUGGGUCUGGCAUGACAGUCACCUGGUCAUGGGAGGGAGAUGAAGAAGAAUUAGAACAAGUAGACGCCUCAUUGAGUGCUGCAAUGGCAUCGAUAGCGGCAGGAGCAACCAAAAGAACGAGAAGGCCUGCAGCUGCGGUGGAAACGGACUUGGUACUUCUACAGAUGAGACGAGAGUUGGAUGUAAUACGUUCUUAGGGGAAGAAGUAGUUCUACAGAUGAGACGAGAGUUGGAUGUAAUACGUUCUUAGGGGAAGAAGUAGUUCUACUGAUGAGACGAGAGUUGGAUGUAAGACGUUCUUAGAUACUGGCGGUGCUAUUUUAUCUUCACCAGGACUCUGAAGAAGAACUACUUUUGCUUCGCAUCUUUUUUAUUAAUACAACUGGAGAAGUACUCAGUACUGACGUCAUUGCCUUAUAACAGAUCAUCCGCAACCCCUCGUUAAACGGAACAAAGCUUGGAGGCGGCAAGUCUUCUGGAGGUGAGAAGCGACGUCGUGGCCUGAAUGGUGCACCGUUGACCACUUGGGAUUUACUGGAACAGCAUGGCGGCUCAAGCAGUAGCUCUGAGCGGGAUCAUGCAGCAGCUGAUGCGGCGAGGGAGUUUAAGAAAUGGGUACUUAGAAUUUUACUCGACUGCUUUGGGAAUUGCUCUUGCUAAUACAUAGAGUACGACAGCGGAAACUUUCUGCAAGGAUCACUUGGAGUAAAGGGUCAUUGUAGAAGAAGAUGAUGUAUGAGGAUGCAGAUCAAUAUGGUUAUUUCCUCGUCACCCUCGCAAAUAUUUUCAGAUGUUCACAACGAACACGCUUGAUUUCGACCGUCAACUGAGUUCUGGGCCUGUCGCCAAACGACUGGACGAAUCACCUCUAGCUUCAAACUCUCAGCGAGAGGAGUUUAGAAGGCGGAUGCAACAAUUAAGGGUUUCCACCAAAUUACAUUUCCCACUACUAAGCCAUCCUUGGCCUUUUUUCUAGCUAGUAGAAAAGCAGCCAAAGAGGAGAAGGCUGCGAGGAAUGUAACUUCGUAACCUCUAAGACAAGGCUAUGGCAUAGAUCCUGGGUCUAUUGACUUUGAACCCAUCACUGGUGUCCCGACAGUUACCAUAACUGUGAAAACGAGGUCAGAUUUCAAGGCAAAAUUUCCCGAACAGUGGGCAGCAAAAGCCAAGUCUGGCUCAGUCCCAAAUUCGGAAAAGCUAGGUCCAAAAACACCACCAAUAUCACCCGAAUCCAUGCAGCCAGUAGCGGGACCGAGUUUUAGUACUGCUAUACUACUCUCUUUCAUACUUAAACUUAAUGGUGGUUUUUAGAUACGUCGAUAGAAAAUUUUGUGUAUUGAUCUUGGCCAACUACAAGAUAUUUAGAAUUGGAAGAAGUAGUUGUACCACCUUAUGUGUUGAGGCGCAGAGAUAUUACGAGAUCGAACCUUCUUUUUCAUCCCAUCUCAACAGGUGGCCCCGUCGACCUCCAAGAGAUGCAAAAGACAUUCUCAGAGCAGGGUGGCUCUAUGUCAGAAGCUGAGGCUGUAGAGAGGCUACGACGACUGACCAUAUUCCCAAUGACAGUCGAAAAAUUGCGAGCAUCCUUGCUUGGUAUAAAACAUCAGUUCGUGGUACCUGUGCGUUGGACUUCAUCAAGGAAAUAAGACAGACAAAGCACAAUGUUUGCACACAAAUUGUUGCAAAGACGCUAGUGCCUGAUCACUGACUAGAAGAAGGCAACUAGUGCAUUACAGUAGAAAGUAGAAGUACAACCAGUGAAGAUAGUGAUAUUCUGGAGUAGAAAAAAGACUUUACCGCAAAGUAAAAAGUAGUACGUUGAACAAUACAAAGCUUGAAAAAGUAGCUUCCAGAAAAAGUAGUUGCCCAACAUCCAAAAACGAAAAGGCAAAGCCGUGAACGAAUUCUGUCGGAAGACAAGAAGCGAGAAAGCUCGUAGAGAAGGCGAAGCCUUGGUUGCCAGAUGGCGUGUCAUGUACCAGAAGCAAAAACAGAGCUAG
Messenger RNA from Amoebophrya sp. A25, 3160 nucleotides. Lineage: Eukaryota; Dinophyceae; Syndiniales; Amoebophryaceae. The record is from the annotation of a GenBank genome assembly.